Messenger RNA from Meloidogyne enterolobii, 1821 nucleotides. Lineage: Eukaryota; Metazoa; Nematoda; Chromadorea; Rhabditida; Meloidogynidae. The record is from the annotation of a GenBank genome assembly.
AUGAAGCUGCAUCCCAUUUACAAUUUAUUUUUGUCGUUUUCAAAAUUAUUUUUAUUAAUUUCUUCAAUCGAAUAUUGGUUAGAAUGUCUUAAAUCUUUUGAAGCAUUUAUUUUACAAUUAAAAAUUCCAAAAGAAAAAUGUUAUCAAAAAGCCAAAGAUUUAAUUAUUGAUCAAUUAUGCGAAGAACUUAAAUUAAUUAUUAACCAAGAAGAUAAAAAUAUAACCUCAAAGAAAUCUAAUUUGGCUACUUUACUUGCCUCCUUAAAAUUAUUACACGAAAAGGAACGUGCAGAACUGCGUGUUGUUAAUUUAGUCAUUCAAUAUUUGAGAAAUGAUUCUAAGAAAAAAAUAAAAAUGGAUAUUUUAUUGCAAGAAGUUUUGAAUAAAGUGGUCAAUAUACGUCAAAGUUGGAUUAUUUACGCUCAAAAUUGUAAUAAUUUAUCUGAAGAGGUUGAAACAUUUUUUGAUGUUUGUCUUCUCAAUUCAGUUAUUUCUAUUUUGGAUGAGAAAUUUUCUACAAUUCUUGUUCCAACCGAUGCUCGCCUUUUCCAUUCUUGUUUUAAAUUUUUGAUUGAAAAAUUUAUUUCUUGUUGGCCUACAAAAAAUGAGAUUGUUCAAAUAGGACUACUUCGAAUUAUUCGAGACAAAUUUAAUUUAAUAAUUUACUUUAAAUUAGCUUCACAGCCUUUGGUUAUUUCAAUUAAAGAACAAAUUAAACCUGAAGAAUUUAAAUUUAAGUUGCCUGUUGACGGAGAUUCCAAUCCUUGUUUAUGUUCUUAUUCAAAUUCUAUACUUUCUUCAUUGCAUAUUCUUUAUUCUUCUGAUUAUUUUCUUCCUUCUUUGGCAAAUAAAUUUUGGGAAUUUACACUUCAACGGAUGGAGGAUUAUUUGGGAUGGGCGCAAUCAAUAAUAGACCAUUUUACUUUUACAACAAAGAAACAACAACUAGACACUAAUAAAUCAGCACAAUCAACCAUAUCUUCAGAACGAAAGUCUGUCUCUCCUGUUUCUUUUAAAGAAUCCUCUAAUCAAAUAACUUCUAAUAAUAUUACUUCUACUCUAUCAAUACCAACAUGGCUUGGUCUUGCUGCAUUAUCUCGUGAUUUGCAACUUUUUGACACCAAUCUUUUUCAAUUUUGUCUUUCCACUAUUUGGGAUUAUCUUCGGCAAUUGAAAAUUGACCCAACACCUUUUGGCCAAUGUCUUUCACUAUUCUCUGGCCAAUUAUCUGAAAAAAGGAAGGAAAUUGAACAAAAACUUUUGGAAAUACUUGGAGGGGAAUUGGCUAAGAAUCUUUCUGCCGUUAGCGACAUUCCUCGUCAAUAUCGUUGGACAAAACGUCCUCAACCUGUUGGAUUCUCUACUUAUUUGUCCUCUUCUUUUGAAAUAUUUGAACAGUUUGCGGAAGAAACUGUAAAUAAAUUAGGAUUUGAUGAAAUUGAACUUAAUCAAAUUAGAAGCCGAGCAAUGAUAAUUGCUUCUAAUGAUUUUUGUGAACGAGCUGAAAAGGUUUUUUGCGUUGAACAAACUGGGUCAUCACUUUUGAGAUUUAAACAAAGAAAAGCUUUAGCUUCUGGACAAUCAACUGCUGAGGCUGCGAGUAAAUCUGACGAGUCAAAAAUACGUACUCAACUUUGUUUUGAUGUUAAUUUGGUUAAACAAAGAGCUAGGGAAUAUGGCUUGGCAAAUGAAUAUAUGGAUAGAUUGGAACGGAUAGAACAACGAACAGCAACUUCUGAAAUUUCAACAAAAAUAACGGGCUCAACAACUGAAUGUGCCGAUUAAUAUUUGUUUGGUUUUCUAAUUUAUUUGCUUUUUUUG